Uranotaenia lowii is the source of this 507-nucleotide messenger RNA. RefSeq lists its product as uncharacterized. Lineage: Eukaryota; Metazoa; Arthropoda; Insecta; Diptera; Culicidae. The transcript has a single exon. The record is from RefSeq and is a predicted model, not a curated record. The coding region runs from base 1 to 507 and encodes 168 amino acids.
AUGGAAGCAGUGUUCCAAGUUCUCGCAAACGUCAUUAACUUUUUCGAUGACAUCAUAGUCUUUGCCGACGGAUUCGGAAAUUUGCUCAUCUCUCUCGCAGCAGUUUUCGACAGAAUCAAGCAACAUGGUUUACGCCUGAAUCGUGCCAAAUGUGUUUUCGCAGCCCCGGUCUUGGAGUGCCUGGGCCACAAAAUCGACGCCGAUGGACUUCACAAGUCAGACAAACACAUUGUGGCAAUCCGAGAUGCCCCUCGUUCCACCACCCCUGACGAGCUUCAGCUAUUUUUGGGAAAAGCGACUUAUUACAAUUCGUUUAUUCCCAAUCUCUCAACUCGGUCCCGUCCUCUGAGGGACAUGAUGCAGAAAGGUGAUUUGAAGUGGACGCCAGAAAGAAGUGCAGCCUACGAGGACAUCAAAUCAGCUCUGGUGUCACCGCAGGUGCUGAUGCCAUACGAUCCAGCUCUUCCUUUGAUCCUGGCCACUGAUGCAAGCAAGUAUGGUUUGUGA